Molecule: messenger RNA, 1731 nt
Organism: Planococcus citri (citrus mealybug)
Lineage: Eukaryota; Metazoa; Arthropoda; Insecta; Hemiptera; Pseudococcidae
Gene: Spf45
Product: splicing factor 45
Exons: 8
Coding region: 104-1297 (397 amino acids)
Biological process (GO): mRNA cis splicing, via spliceosome; alternative mRNA splicing, via spliceosome
Cellular component (GO): precatalytic spliceosome
Molecular function (GO): RNA binding
Source: RefSeq, a predicted model, not a curated record
CUCGUACUUGUACGUAAUCGAAAUCGAAGUGCUCCGUUCCAAUUCGACAUAAACAACGAAAAGUUAUCAAAAGUUGAACUUUUUAAAUGAAUUUUCUGGUAAAAUGUCUCUUUACGAUGAUUUUGACAAUUUUAAACAGAAGACGGAUCAAGUUGCUGGUUGGUCCUCCGGAAUUAAAUUAUUCCAAACGAAUCUACAAUUGAAGAAAGCAGCCCAAAAUCAGGUAAAACGAGACACAGUUCGAAAAACAACUGUAGCACCAGUUUUCGAUUUAAAGAAUAAGAAAGACGAAGAAAUCAAUGGAACACCGCUGUUACCUUCUACUUUAUCAAUUUUUCCCCAAGCUACAGCUCCAAAAAGUGUUAAAAAUAUUGCCUGCGUUGGAGAACCACAAGCUCGUGAUAUGGAUUGGAACUUCGAAGGCAACGAGUAUUCUCCAUUAUGGCCAAACGACUACGAUAAAGUUGUAAAAGAUUUAAGAGAACUUCGAGAUCGUGAAAGAGAACGAGAAGAAGAAGAAAGAAGAAAACGAAGAGAGGAAAGAUCUAGAAACCGAGACAAAUCUGAAACGGAUGAUCGACGUAAAAUUGGCAGGAGGAUUAGCGAAAGCUCAGAUGAAGAUGCUGAACCAGACAGACCCACUCGUGGAGGUGUUGCGAUCGCUCCGCCGCCAGUAUUACAAGACGCGUCUUCCCUCGAUAUUACUCCUCGUGCUAGCGGUCCCGGCGGAGCAUCUGUGGCUCAGAAAAUUAUGGCUAAAUAUGGAUUUAAGGAAGGUCAAGGUUUAGGUAAAAAAGAACAAGGUAUGUCGAUGGCAUUACAAGUAGAAAAAACUAGUAAACGAGGUGGCCGAAUCAUACACGAAAAAGAAAUAAUGCCUCCGCCUCUGAUGGAUUUUGGUCCUUAUCCUACGUCACCUGGUUUUUCAACAUCUCCUACAUCAUCAAGUCAAAAAGAUGAAAAAUCAGAUACUACUUCUAUUACCGAAUUAAUGAAAACUCCUUCGAAAGUAGUAUUAUUAAAGAACAUGGUUGGACCGGGAGAAGUGGAUCAAGAACUCGAACCUGAAGUUAAAGAUGAAUGUAAUACGAAGUAUGGCGAUGUUGUUAAAGUUUUAAUACACGAGUUACCCAACGGAGAGCAAGAAGAAGCCGUUAGAAUAUUUGUAGAAUUUAAACGAAUCGAAUCAGCUAUUAAAGCUGUUGUUGACCUAAAUGGAAGAUUUUUCGGUGGUCGUCAAGUCAAAGCGGGAUUCUACAACCAGGAAAAAUUCGCCAGUUUUCAAUUAUUGGGAUGAGCAUCCUGUUUCAAUAUAAAGCAUUUAUUUUACUUAUUGUCACCUGAUCUGGUUACUCGGAUAAAAUUCGUUAUUCAUGAGAUCGUGUUCCUAUUGUAGGUAUUAAUUUCGAAUUAAUUUUUUUUUAUUGGAAAAAAUGACUAUAAUGGACGAAUAGAUACAUUUUUAUAAUGCAGAGAUUGCCAGGAUGCUGCAAGCAUGUAAUUCCUUCUUUUUCUCUAUGUAUUUUACAUACCUUGUGUGUAUCCGUAGAAUUUAAUGUUUCGAUGAUUUGUAAAAAAUUUUUGAUUGAACUGAGAGAUAUCAUUUUAAAUUGAUUUUUUAUUCAACUUUUUGUUUGCUAAUUAUGACUUUCUUUAUUGUAAACAUUAUUUUCUGCGUUCAACACCAAUGUAACGAACAAAUGAGAGUAAAUAUACCAAUUAGCAAAUAAA